AUGUUCACACGCGAUAGUAACGCGGUGGUCGUCGUGGUCGCCUUCCUUUCCAUUGGAAUCUACACCGUCUUUCGCCUGGGCGCGAGGCAAGACCGGAACGAAGUUGGAGGGCUGCUCCUGGAUGACCCCCACAACGACGAGUACAAGGGCAUAUACGAAAGCCUGACCGAGGUCAUCCAGCUCACCAAGGAGCUCGUCGCCGAGGGGGGACCCAGCCCAUCACAACCCCCGGCCCAGCCCCAGGCCCCCACAGCCGCGGCCCCUCUCAUCCACCCCGCGGCCGCCAUCACCACCGCCCCGGACCUGCGCCUUCCCUCCAUCCUCCCCCCCACCGUGGCCGCGCAGAUCAGGUCGGCCCGGCACCGAGCGGCGUUUGCGGGGCAAGCCCCCGCCGCCUGGGCCAUCGGUGCCCCCGUCCAGGCCAUCUACCGGGAGGAUGGGCAGUGGUACAACGGCGUGGUGUCGGCGGUCAGCGUCUCCGGCAAGUUCAUCGUCCAGUACGAGGGCUACGACCAGGCCGAGGAGGUGGAGCGGGAGGAGGUGCGCCUACGCGGCGCCGAGGCCAACGGCGGCUACACCGGCGUGGUGGCGCCCAAGAAGCGGAAGGUGAACGAGGAGGUGGCGCUGGAGGAGAUGCCCGCUUGGCUCCAGAUAAAACCAGAGGACGACGAGAAGGUCAAGGCGAAGAAGAAGAAGCUCCAAAAAUCGUACAAGUCGAAGCAACGCUUUGCCAGGAUGGACGUUCAAACCAAGGAGAAGGCCAACUCAUGGAAGAACUUUGUGUCCGGGAAGGGCUCCAAGAAGAAGCCAGGAUUCAUGACGGGGCACAAGAAGGAGAGCAUAUUCAAGGUCCCCGAUGGUCUGGGGGCGCGUGUGGGCGUAGUCGGCAGCGGCAAGCCCAUGACCGAGUUUGGGCAUGCGCGGCGGCACGACUUUGCCGCCGACGCCUGA
Auxenochlorella protothecoides is the source of this 951-nucleotide messenger RNA. RefSeq lists its product as hypothetical. Bases 1 to 951 code for a protein of 316 amino acids. The record is from RefSeq and is a predicted model, not a curated record. The transcript is spliced from 5 exons. NCBI's taxonomy places the organism in Eukaryota, Viridiplantae, Chlorophyta, Trebouxiophyceae, Chlorellales, Chlorellaceae.